AUGUCGACGGAUACUCCUCAAGGGCUCAACAACUUUCCGAUAACGAAAUUCUGCUCGUUACUCACAGUAGGAAUACCGAUAUUUGCCUCCAUUGCCGGCGUAAAACAUUGGUUUCUCCUCUACAAUGAUCCAUUCAUUUCUGAAUACAAGCAGUACUAUAGAUUACUAUCAUUUCAGGUCUCUGCAGUAAAUGAAACCGAUGUUGCUCUCUUAACAUUGAUAUGGUAUCAUUUAAGACAUCUAGAAAGGUUAUUUGGGAGUCGAAAGUAUCUGAGCAUCAUAACACUGUCAUGGUUUUAUAGCUCCCUUACGGUCUUGAUAUUAGCCCAAGUAUUCAACCUGAACCCGUUAAUCAACUGGAACCGCUUCACGAGCGGUGGCCUACCAACCAUCAUGAGUGUUCUUCAUUUUUACAAGGAGUACACUCCUCAGAUGUACCAGUUCGAUGUUAAACUCAUAAAACCUUUUGGGACUCGCUCCAAACAAUUGAAGUGGACAUUUAAUGACCAGUUUGUGAUCAAUGCACUGGUGGCUAUUUUACUUUUGAACCAAGGAUUCGUGGGUGUAGCAACAGGGUUUUUGAGUUGGCUGUGUGGUGUUUUCAUUGAUAAAGGCCUCUUGCCAGGCUCAGAAAUGUUUAGGGUCCCUUUCUUUAAGCAGAAAUCGAGUCUGAGGCCCAGACAAACAUCAUCUAUUGAAGCAGAAGCGGGUGCACAAGCUGCAGAUGACCAACAAAGCAGUGCUACAGGAGAUAGGGCGGACGAAGAGCCCAACGACGAGCCGGCUCGCCCUCUAGGAGUACAAUUUCUAAAUACGUUUAGAAUGUAG
This is a messenger RNA of Lachancea nothofagi CBS 11611, 828 nucleotides long. NCBI's taxonomy places the organism in Eukaryota, Fungi, Ascomycota, Saccharomycetes, Saccharomycetales, Saccharomycetaceae. The record is from the annotation of a GenBank genome assembly.